Molecule: messenger RNA, 1010 nt
Organism: Tilletiopsis washingtonensis
Lineage: Eukaryota; Fungi; Basidiomycota; Exobasidiomycetes; Entylomatales
Product: mitochondrial tricarboxylate transporter
Exons: 6
Coding region: 1-930 (309 amino acids)
Biological process (GO): mitochondrial citrate transmembrane transport
Source: RefSeq, a predicted model, not a curated record
AUGGCCUCGACGAAGCGCAAGGAGCAGCCGCUGCACUCGCUCGUCGCCGGCGCAUUCGCCGGCGCCGUCGAGGGCUUCGCCACCUAUCCGACCGAGUAUGUCAAGACGCAGGCGCAGUUCGCCGUCGCGGCGGGAAAGCGCCCGCCGGGCCUGCUCGACAUCGUCCGUGAGACGCUGGCGCGCAGCGGCGUGAGGGGAUUGUACUCGGGCUGCUCUGCACUCGUGGCAGGCAAUGCCGUCAAGGCGGGCGUGCGCUUCCUCUCCUACGACAGCAUCAAGCUGGCCGUGGCCGACAAGACGACUGGCCAAUUGACGCUGCCGCGCUCCGUGCUUGCCGGCCUGCUGGCUGGCCUCUGCGAGGGCGCACUGGCGGUCACGCCGUCAGAAGCCAUCAAGACACGGCUGAUUGAGGAUGGGCGCAAGCCGAAGGCGGAGCGGCUGUACAAGGGCCUCUUCUCCGGCUCCGUCGCCAUCGUGCGCGCCGAGGGUCUGCGCGGCAUCUACAAGGGCCUCGGCCCCACGAUGGCACGGCAAGGCGCCAACUCUGCCGUGCGCCUCACGACAUACUCGACGCUGCGUGGCCUGGCCACCAAGGACGGCCGCAAGACCAACGACAUCGAGACGUUUGGCAUGGGCGCUGUGGCGGGCAUUGUCACUGUUUACUGCACCAUGCCAUUCGACGUCGUCAAGACACGCAUGCAGUCGGCACAGUCGGCGCGCUACAGCAGCGCCUUCAACUGCGUCAGCACGGUGCUGCGCGAGGAGGGCGUGCUGCGCUUCUGGAAGGGCACGACGCCGCGCCUCACGCGCCUCAUCCUCAGCGGCGGCAUUGUGUUUACCAUCUACGAGAAGACGCUCGUGGCGCUCGAUGUGCUGGGCGGCAAGGCCAAGGAGACGGCAAAGGUGGUGGCGGACACGGUCAAGGAAUAGACAGAGUGCACAGGGCAGCGUGUGAGGCGUGGACACUGCCGGCACCGCCGGCGCGCUGCAUGCUGGCGCGGGCGGCCUCG